AGAAAUAUUGUUUUAUGUGCAUAAAAUGGCAUAGAAAAUGCACUUUUAUGCACAUAAUUCGGUACAUAAAAGUGACUGAAGAAAGACCAACUGAAAAGUCAUUAAAAUAUAAUUUAAAUUCUGAUUUAUUUGAGGAAUAUUUCAUUGAAUUUACUACAUCAUUAUCUAAAUUAGGUUUUAUAAAUGCAAGAAAUGACAGCUAAAAAAGUCCUGAUUGCAUUGGGUAUUGCUACUAUAUGUACCAUUUUCAUCUUAAAUAAUGAGAUUAACUGGAAAUCGGUGAAUAAUUACAGCGUCGUAUACUCCAAUUAUAAUAUAGACGAGGAGGAACCAUUUCCAGAUCCUAAACAGUCCUGCAAACUUCCAAGAAUUCAUCCGUUCGAUGAGUCCAUCCUUCGAUAUCUGCAGGACUCUAAACCUAUUUACUGCAAAGUCAGACAGGAUCCUUUGACUUAUGUUAACGAUUCGGGUUUUUUGGUCUUUAACAAGAGUCAUGUUCGAGGUUCUUCACCGCCUAAUUGUGAUUUUAAAUACAUAAUUAGAAAAUCCGACGAUGUAGUGAUCUAUACCGAUUCUCAAAGCCUUCCAUUGGAGGGUGUCAUCUUGCAACACGAUUUUGUAAUUGUCUCGUGCUAUAAUUUCGCUGGAAUUUCUUAUUAUACUAACUAUCACGCUCAUAUCCACAGGAUAGCAUUGAAAAAAGUGGAGGAUAAAAGAAAAAGAUAUAAUGUCAUGCUCUUAGGAAUCGAUUCAUUGUCUAGACUCGCCUUUAUAAGGCAACUACCAAAAACUUAUAAUUAUUUAACGAAAGUUAUGGGUACUCAUGUCCUUAGAGGUAUGACUAAAAUCGGUGACAAUACUUUUCCUAAUUUGAUAGCUCUCCUAACAGGGAAAUUUCCAGAAGAGCUAGCCUUGCCCGAAGACAAAACCUACGAUCAGUGGCCUUGCAUAUGGAAGGAUUUCUCCAAAGAAGGAUAUGCUACGAUGUUCGUAGAAGAUCGUCCAGAUAUUAGCCUUUUUAAUUAUAUGAGAAAGGGUUUCCAUACUCAACCUACUAAUCAUUACUUUCGUCCAUUUAUGAUGUCCUUAGAAGAUUCAAAAGUUCAUCGUUUUAGUUCGCAUUUAUGCUUCGGCGAGACGCCUAAGCAUUUACUUCUUUUGAAUUACGCUGACAAGUUUAUUAAGAACUAUAACUCUUACAGGCCCUAUUUUGGCUUUAUAUUUUUCGUGGAGUUGAGCCACGAUUACGUCAGCCAAGUCAGCAUAGCUGACGAUGACUUAACAAAAUGGCUUCGAGACAAGUACGAGAAUGACUAUCUNUGUAAAGGGUGCGGUCUAAAACACUAA
Molecule: messenger RNA, 1347 nt
Organism: Centruroides sculpturatus (bark scorpion)
Lineage: Eukaryota; Metazoa; Arthropoda; Arachnida; Scorpiones; Buthidae
Exons: 2
Coding region: 184-1347 (387 amino acids)
Source: RefSeq, a predicted model, not a curated record